Molecule: messenger RNA, 4111 nt
Organism: Betta splendens (Siamese fighting fish)
Lineage: Eukaryota; Metazoa; Chordata; Actinopteri; Anabantiformes; Osphronemidae
Product: excitatory amino acid transporter 5-like
Exons: 11
Coding region: 1375-3093 (572 amino acids)
Biological process (GO): L-glutamate transmembrane transport
Cellular component (GO): plasma membrane
Molecular function (GO): L-glutamate transmembrane transporter activity; glutamate:sodium symporter activity; neutral L-amino acid transmembrane transporter activity
Source: RefSeq, a predicted model, not a curated record
CCCUGCUGGGGGACGACCAAAGCACAGCCGAGCGGAUUCUUACACUCUGAAUGAGGAACCAUAGGAAGAAAUGGUCAGACAGGUGGCAUUUUUAAAAGACAGACAGAAACAUGGAAGUGAAUGCUUCAGUCCAGUUCAAAGUCUUUUCACAAUCUACUGCUCUUAUUAAAACAGGUGUUUGAAGUUGGAGGGAUUAAAGACACAAUUUAGAAGAGAAAAUCUGAAUAAUGAGGUGAAUCCUGUGAACACAACUGCUGAGAAGCAUCAUCAUCUUUGAACAGCAGUUAAGACUGAAGAUCUACUAAAGCCCAAACAUGCAAAAACGAAGGCGACUCUGGCAGAAUCCGGCCCAGCUCCACUGGCCUCACAUAGAGCAUCUCGGUCUACGGGCUUUUACUUUGGAAGCUCACCAGUACUUCUCAUGCAGACACAUUCUACUGUAAUACUAAACACCUCUAAUGGCAGUACAACAGUAUGAGCGUCCUCUAAUACAGUGUGAAUACACGUAUUUGGUUAUCGCCUGUGUAGAUUUGUGUUGGCUUCGUCACAGCUGCUUCCGGAGACAUUAGCACCGCUUCAUGGACCAGCCUGAUCCAGGCCUUUAGCAGCACUGAUUGGAUUAGGGCCGAUGCAUCAGACUUGGUUGUUUACUGACACCAAUUGGAGCAGGCUUUGUUCAGCGCUAUGAUCUGGAUGUGUGCAGGCUCCUGGUUUAGGUUGGAUGUAAUGUGAUCAACAAGAGCAUGUGAGAUUAAAGAAGGAACUCUGCAGUAGUUCGAGUCAUGAAUUUACUUUUGUGUAAAGGAAACGAGAUGGUUGGCGUCUCAGAACCCAGCAAGAAGCUGCUGCUGCUGGAUAGCAGAGGUGGGUCAGGACAGAACACCUGGGGAUAAAGGCUGGGUAAUGUUCUGAAUGUGAUCGGGCUGCCACGUGGCAUAAUGGGAAGUGAUGCCUCUAGGGUCGGGCUCAGACUGUGACAUUCUUUUACCCGGAUACUGUAAAUAAAUUUCCUGGGUCACAUAUCUGUGUGGACAGAUAAUGUAAGUGAAUUUCUAGGUUCCCUCGCUGUGCUCAUCGAUGGCAGCGGACCUUUAACGUGUGAAAACCAUAAUUCAGCCAUCCUGCUGCGCCACCUGCUGACACCAACACCUCGCAGGCAGGAUCUUUUGACCCAAACCAUGGAAAACUGACGGCACAGCAGCAGCACGUUCCUUUCGGAGCAAGGUGGGUGAGGUUAUCUGCCCCUAUUUAAGCCUCUUAGUCGCUGUAAGUCCGCCUGAGGCCUGCAGGGCUGCAGAGGCUCUGCUCAGGCCGUGAUGACUUAAUCCUUCAGCAUUCAGCUCCUCAACCUGCUGCAUAGAAGUCUUCAAAGCAAUGGAGGAGCUUCUUUUACCGAGCAGCAAUGAGGAGCCGCGGCCGGACCCCAGGUCGAGCAGGACAAUGGGGAAUCGGCUCAAGGCCUUCCUCCAGGUGAUGCUGAGCGGAGAUCUCAAGAGGAACGUGAAGAGUUUUUGUAAAAGGAACGGGCUACUGACGCUAUCGGUGAUCGCUGUGGCUACCGGCUGCAUGCUGGGGUUCAUGCUGAGAGGAACCCAGAUGUCCACACAGGCUAAAAUCUACUUUUCUUUUCCUGGAGAACUGCUGAUGAGGAUGCUGAAGAUGCUCAUUCUUCCUCUCAUCACUUCCAGUUUGAUGUCGGGUCUGUCGUCGAUGGAGUCGAAGGCGUGCUGUCGAAUGGGUGUCCUCACCGUUACCUACUACCUGUGGACCACCUUCAUCGCUGUGGUGGUGGGCAUCGUGCUGGUUGUCAUCAUCAAACCAGGCGUGGGGACGGAGGUGGAAAGCAAUCGACUGGGAGGGGGGCCCGUCAUGACGUCAGCCGACGCCCUGCUGGACCUCAUCAGAAACAUGGUUCCCUCUAAUCUGAUCGAGGCCACGUUUCAGCAGUACAAAACUGACCUGGUUCCGGUCCUCAAAGUCCCAAGCAGAACCAUCCAGCCCAAUUUUGUCUAUGUCAUCCCUGAUGACCGUGAUACCAAAGGUCGGACGGUGUAUCUGGAGCUGACUCCGGCCCCUGAGGUCGUGUACAGGAUAAGUCCAGGCAGCAGCCAACAGAUGAAUGUCCUGGGCAUCGUGGUCUUCUCUGCCACCAUGGGUCUGCUGCUGGGCAGGAUGGGAGAGCGAGGGCUGCCACUCAUCAAUGUGUGUCAGUGCAUCAACGAGUGCGUUAUGAAGAUCAUCAACGCCGCCGUGUGGUACUUUCCUUUUGGCAUCAUCUUCCUGGUGGCGGGGAAGAUCUUGGACAUGCAGGACCCGAGCACCCUGGGGAGGAAGCUGGGCUGGUACGGCAUCACCGUGCUUGCCGGGCUCUUUGUCCACGGGCUCAUCCUCCUGCCGCUCUUUUACUUCCUGCUCACGAGGAAAAACCCUUUCUCAUACAUCCGCGGGCUGCUGCAGGCCAUGGUGAUCGCCUUGGCAACCUCCUCCAGCUCGGCUACGCUGCCCAUCACCAUGAAGUGUUUGCUGGAGAACUGUUGUGUCGAGAGGCAGAUUGCUCGCUUCGUCCUCCCUGUGGGAGCCACCAUCAACAUGGAUGGCACGGCUCUGUACGAGGCUGUGGCUGCCAUUUUCAUCGCUCAGGUCAACGACUAUGAGCUGGACUUUGGUCAGCUGAUCACCAUCAGCAUCACGGCUACAGCUGCCAGCAUCGGUGCAGCAGGAAUCCCCCAGGCUGGGCUGGUUACCAUGGUGAUUGUACUCACUUCAGUGGGGUUGCCUCCAGAUGACAUCACUCUGAUUGUGGCCAUUGAUUGGAUCCUUGACAGGUUUCGGACUAUGAUCAAUGUGCUGGGUGACGCCCUUGCAGCAGGAAUUAUUGCUCACCUUUGUCGAAAAGAUUUCCCGCUAGGCGGAGCUGGACAGUCGGUGCCGUCCUACGGCACACAGAACCCUCACACUCAGAAGAGCUGCCACAGCGUGGAUGUGCCAAUGACAGACGUCCACUCACACAGAGAGUGUGUGUACGAAGUGACGGGCGACUCGGCAUGUGGCAGGCGAGCGCACACCAUCUACUACAACAUCUGCCAGGUGUGAGCAGCGCUACCCGUGUGCUGUGGCGUUGAAGCGCCUGCAGCCGUCCACAUGACGCUAAUGGAGCUGGAUGUGAAGCGUCGUCCUACAGUGCUACCCACUGUGGUACCGGUCCGGCCCGGUCAAACAGACCUGCCAUCUCCUGGCACCUGUACAGUAACGGGAUGAGUGAUUGAUUAUUUAUAUUGUUCAUCUGAACUAACUGCUAAAACUCAGAUGUCACGUUUGACUUCAGAGAAAAUGAAUGAAAAAAGCCCAGACCACAGGUGCAUGAUGGGAACGCUGAGAAAGGCUCUAAAGCACGUCUGAAAACCGAUGGGUCAAGGCUCAGUGACAAGCAGCUGCUGAUCUGUUGAAGCUGAACCGAAGUGCUCUUUACUUUCUGUCGGUUGUAUUUGCUGGCUUUCGCUGUGACUGGCUUCAUUGGGAGCCAACGUUCAAACCAGGUGCUGUAGGUUCUGUGUUCUAGGGGAACCGCCUCUGUGAGGCCUAGUGUAUGUACUGUACGCUUCAGCACAUCUUGGCCUUUGGUCCUCGGGUCCAGGUGAGUGCUGGACUCUGGCUCGGAUAGUGAAUUUGAUCUUGUUUAAUGACACUAAACCAAAUGAAAAACCUAGAUACACAAUUUCUUUUUUUUGUUAACGAAGGUGAAUCAAGACCCGAGAUGCUUGUUGGGUUUUACCUCUUUGAAACCUGCUUGACUACAUAAAAGCGGGGUACUUGUGUUUCCACAGAAGGUUCUGUGUUUUUGUCCACUCACAUGGAUUAAACUCAGCUUCUGCUUUACUCAACUACCUCAUCUGUUUUGUUACAGUUCAAGUUUGACAAAACCUCAAGAGAAAUCAUAACCGACAGCUGAUUUGUUAUCAACUUAAACCUUAAAGUUGUGGUUUGAGUAGAAAACCAGACCUGCCUUAAUCUGACUGUUGGUCCACAAACUUCGAUGUGGAAUGUGGAUUUUUGGACUUCAUGUGAUGUGAUUGUUUGUGUUUGAAAAUAAACCAUUGACCAUUGUUUCUUA